Messenger RNA from Octodon degus (degu), 2872 nucleotides. Its product is annotated as protein Z-dependent protease inhibitor. NCBI's taxonomy places the organism in Eukaryota, Metazoa, Chordata, Mammalia, Rodentia, Octodontidae. Gene Ontology annotation, molecular function: serine-type endopeptidase inhibitor activity. The transcript is spliced from 9 exons. Gene Ontology annotation, biological process: negative regulation of endopeptidase activity; blood coagulation. The record is from RefSeq and is a predicted model, not a curated record. The coding region runs from base 52 to 2709 and encodes 885 amino acids.
AGGCUUCAGCAGAGGGUUGAGGCUAAACUCCCUUCCCAGCCAGUGUACCUGAUGCUCCUAAGCCCAGGCCAGCAGCAGGGCCUGGCCAUCCUGACAAUGCCGCUUAUCCUGUACACCUGUCUUCUCUGCCUGUGCGUGAGCAGCCUGUGGGCCAACCAGGCUGAGGAUGCCAGUACUGUCUCAGGGACAGAGAGCCAUUCCCGGGGCCUGGCACCAACCAAUGUUGACUUUGCCUUCAGCUUGUAUCAGCGUCUCGUGGCCUCGGCUCCUGACAGGAACAUCUUUAUCUCCCCUGUGAGCAUCUCCAUGGCCUUAGCCAUGCUGUCCCUUGGUACCAGCGGCCACACCCGGACCCAGCUUCUCCAGGCCCUGGGCUUUAACCUAACCAGAAUGUCAGACACCGAGAUCCACCAGAACUUUAGACACCUAUACCAGCUCCUCAAGGAGUCAGACACCAGCUUGGAAAUGGCCAUGGGCAAUGCCUUGUUCCUCAACCACAACCUGCAUCCACAGGAGUCCUUCUUAGCAGCUAUCAAAUGCUACUAUGAGUCAGAGGCUUUGGCUGCAGAUUUUCAGAACUGGACCAGCGCCAGCAGACAGAUCAAUGAGUACAUCAGCAAUAAGACACAGGGGAAGCUCAUGGAUAUGUUCUCAGAACCAGACAGUCCAGCCAUCCUUAUCCUGAUCAACUACAUCUACUUCGGAGGCACAUGGGAACAGCCCUUCAACCCAGAAAGCACCCAAGAGAAGAACUUCCAUGUGAAUGAGACAACCACGGUGACAGUGCCCAUGAUGUUCUGGUCGGGCUCUGUCCAAUACCUGCAGGACCCAGUGCUCCCCUGCCGGCUGGUACAGCUACACUUCACUGGCAAUGGGACCGUCUUCCUCAUCCUUCCAGACCAGGGACAGAUGGACACAGUCAUCGCUAGGCUAAGCCGGGACACCAUCCAGCGCUGGUCGGAUUCCCUGACCCAGCGCCCAGUGGACCUGUACCUACCGAAGCUCUCCGUCUCGAGUGCCUAUGACCUCAGGGAUGUGUUGACAGAAAUGGGCUUUGCGGACUUGUUCUCCAGCCAGGCCAAUUUCUCAGCCAUAUCCCAGGAGGCCCCGCUGAAGUUAUCAAAGGUUGUCCACAAGGCCAUGCUGCACAUGGACGAGAGAGGUAGAAAGGAAGCAGCAGAUCCUGGGGUCACUGUAAAGCAAGAGUCUGAGCCAGUCACCUUCGCUUUCGACCACCCCUUCCUUGUCCUGAUCUUUGAUAAUUUCACAUGGAGCAGCCUGCUCCUGGGCAAGGUGCUGGACCCGAGCGAAGUCUUGCUGCUGAAAGGAGGAGUCCUUGGCCUCCACACUGGUCUCAUGAGGGUGACACCAGGCCUCCUGCUCUCAGUCCUCCUGGUGGAGCUGCUGGCACCUAGCUGGGCCCUCGGUCCCCUUUCACCAGAGUAUCAUGCAGAUCUAGAGAGUUUGGAGCGCGAGGAUCCUCUGAGCCAAACUUGGGGGGCCACGCCGGCUCCCCCUGAUGAUGAGAAGAAGGAAAGGGAUGAGGAGGAGGAAGAGGAUGAGGAGGAGGCGCAGCUGAGGACCCACAUGCAACAGCUCUCCAAUGCGACUUCGAACUUUGGGUUCAACCUGCUGCGAAAGAUCUCCAUGACACACGAUGGCAACGUGGUCUUCUCGCCGCUCGGCAUGGCCUUGGCCAUGGCAGGCCUGAUGCUGGGCGCGGAAGGGCAGACGAGAGCCCAGGUGGAGCACGGCCUCCAGCUGCAGGCACUGGGUGGCACGCAGCCCCUGCUCCUGCCCACCCUCUUCAAGCGGCUCAGACAGACUCUCUCCAGCAACGUGGAGCUGGGCCUUGCCCAGGGGAGCUUUGCCUUCAUCCACAAGGAUUUCCAAGUCAAUGAGACCUUCCUCAAUUUAUCCAAGAGGUAUUUCGACACAGAGUGUGUGCCUACAAACUUUCACAAUGCCUCACAGGCCAGAGGGCUCAUGAAUUAUUACAUUAACAAAGCGACUCAGGGAAAAAUUCCCAAACUCUUUGAUGGGAUCAACCCUGAAACAAAAUUAAUUCUUGUGGAUUACAUCUUGUUCAAAGGGAAGUGGCUGACCCCCUUCGACCCCGUCCUCACCGAAGCUGACACUUUCCACUUGGACAAGUACAGGGCAGUGGAAGUGCCCAUGAUGUACAGAGAGGGACGGUUUGCCUACACUUUUGAUAGCAAUUUUCAUUGUCACGUUCUUCAACUGCCCUACCGAGGAAAUGCCGCCAUGCUGGUGGUGCUUAUGGAGAAAAUGGGGGACCACCUCGACCUGGAAGACUACCUGACCACAGACCUGGUGGAAACGUGGCUCAGGAACAUGCAAACCAGGAAAAUGGAGGUUUUCUUUCCGAAGUUCAAGCUGGACCAGAAGUAUGAGAUGCAUGAGCUGCUGAAGCAGAUGGGAGUCAGGAGAAUCUUCUCACCCUUGGCCGACCUCGGUGGACUGUCAGCUACUCCAAGGAAUCUGCAGGUGUCCAAGGUUGUACAACAAUCAGUGAUCGAAGUUGACGAAAAAGGAACAGAGGCAGUGACAGGAACCCUGUCAGAAAUUAUUGCUUACUUCAUGCCUCCCACCGUCAAAGUGGACCGGCCAUUUCACUUCAUGAUCUAUGAGGAGACCUCCAGGAUGCUCCUAUUUCUGGGCAGGGUGGUAGACCCGACUCUCCUGUGACUCAUGACACCCACAAACAGUGCAACGGCAGGUGCUGAAGUGGCGGCACCUAACCCCUCACAGGACACCCCGCUGGGUGGUGGAGGUGAGGCACCUCCUUCUGUCCUCAGCUGCUGCGGGCUGGUCUCAAAUUAAGACCCAUUAAACUGACACAGUUAAAGGA